Messenger RNA from Oryza sativa Japonica Group (Japanese rice), 1104 nucleotides. RefSeq names its product chromophore lyase CRL, chloroplastic. Gene Ontology annotation, biological process: protein-phycocyanobilin linkage. The record is from RefSeq and is a predicted model, not a curated record. Gene Ontology annotation, molecular function: lyase activity. Lineage: Eukaryota; Viridiplantae; Streptophyta; Magnoliopsida; Poales; Poaceae.
CACAUUACCCCCUCCAAAACGUGGAAUUUCCAUUUCCCUCCCUCUCCCCCUCUUCCGCCCCAACCUCCAACCUCACCUCGUCGUCGCCACGGCCUCCCUCGCGAGUUCGCCGUGGAACACCCGAUGGGCUCCGGCGAGGACACCGGCGCGGGCGUCGCGGGAGGAGGGGGAGGCGGAGGCGCCGGUGGGGUGGUGCGGGGCGCGGUGCUGAAGGCGCUCGUGGUCGUCGGCGGCGUGCUGCUGCUCCGGCGGCUGCGCCGCUCCACCACCCGGUGGGACCACGCCCGCGCCGUCGUGGACGCGCUCUCCGGUGAGAAGUUCUCGAGGGAGCAGGCGAGGAAGGAUCCUGAUAACUACUUUAAUUUGAGGAUGCUUACAUGCCCUGCAACAGAGAUGGUGGAUGGUUCUAGAGUGCUUUACUUUGAGCAAGCAUUUUGGAGAAGUCCAGAAAAACCUUUCCGACAAAGAUUCUACAUGGUAAAGCCAUGCCCAAAGGAUAUGAAAUGUGAUGUUGAGUUGAGUUCAUAUGCAAUUAGAGAUGUUGAAGAGUACAAGAAUUUCUGUGACCGUCCAAAGGAUCAGAGGCCACAACCAGAAGAAGUCAUUGCGGACAUUGCAGAGCACCUGACUACCAUACACUUGUCGCGGUGUGAGCGUGGAAAGCGCUGCUUGUACAAAGGAUCAACCCCUCCUGAAGGCUUUCCCAACAGCUGGAGCGGUGCGACAUAUUGUACAUCGGAUUUGUCCAUUCACAAGAAUGGUGAGGUGCAUAUCUGGGACAAGGGUUUUGACGAUGAUGGGAAUCAGGUUUGGGGAACCAAAGCUGGCCCUUACGAGUUCAAGCCUGCCCCCAAGUCGAAUUACGACGACAUGUUCUCGCCGUUGAAUUUUUCUGCUCCAUUGACGCUGGAGAAGAAGAUUGAGAGCUCGUUCGCAAUCGAUGAUCAGUAGUAUAUUAGUAUGUACAUACAGUUCAUGUACCUCUCUCUCUUUUUUUUUAAUUUAAGAAAACUAAGCAGAAAAAACUGCCUUCGUUUAGUAUAUAGCCCCGUGUACUGAAUUUUGUUGCUAAGAAAUGCAAUAAAAAGUAGCGUUGCAUGUAUA